AUGAUUAUGAUUUUUGCACGAUGUUCAGGUGUGACAACAGUCGAAGUAAUGGUCGCCCAUGUAUUAGUCAAAUUUUUAAUACAAUUUAUUCAAAUAUCAUUCAUGGUUAUUUUUGCUGAUCUUAUAUUCGAAGUUCAAAUCAAAGGUCCGAUUUUACUAGCAAUGGUAUUAAUAUUUCUUCAAGGAAUGUGUGGGAUGAGCUAUGGUUUAUUGAUAUCAGCUGUAUGUGAACACGAAAUUGAAGUUAUUGAAUUGGUUCUUGGAUCUGUAUUUCCAAUACUAUUGAGUAGCGAAGGUAUGCCGCAUGUCAUGCGUGUUAUAAGUAAUUUUACACCAUUGACACAUUCGGUUGAAGCAAUGAGAUGUAUUGCAUCAAAAGGUAGAUUUCAUUUUAAAGUAUGGUUUGGUUUUGUUAUUGUCAGUUCAUGGAGUGCAGGGUUUUUUAUUAUUGCUGCAGCACUAUUUGCAUUACGAAAAUAA
This is a messenger RNA of Didymodactylos carnosus, 480 nucleotides long. NCBI's taxonomy places the organism in Eukaryota, Metazoa, Rotifera, Eurotatoria, Philodinida, Philodinidae. The record is from the annotation of a GenBank genome assembly.